AUGAAUCAAACAACAGUGGUGGAGUUCAUUCUCUUGGGACUCACUAACAAUCACUUUUUGGAGAUCAUUUUAUUUGCCAUUCUCCUCGUUGUCUUCCUCCUAAUCCUCCUUGGAAACAUCACUGUCAUCACCAUCACAAUGGUGGACCAAUCCUUUAACAUUCCCAUGUAUUUCUUUCUUAGGAAUUUUUCGUUUGUGGAAAUCUGCUUCACAUCUACCUUCAUGCCAUGGACACUCUACAGCCUCCUCACGGGAACAAAGGCAAUUUCUUUCUCUGGGUGUUUCCUUCAGUUAGCCCUCUUCUUCAUCCUGGGUAUCUGCACUUUCCUCCACGUAGCUCUCAUGUCCUUUGACCGCUACGUGGCCAUCUGCCACCCUUUGCAUUAUGUCACCUUCAUGAGCAAUAGGUUUUGUCUCCAGCUGGUGCUGAGCUGCUGGGUGAUGAGUAUCUUCUUGAUGCUUUCCCCACUGAAAAUCAUACUCCAUUUGCCAUUCUGUGGGCCCAAUGUCAUCAACCACUUCUACUGUGAUAUAGCACCGCUGCUCCAGCUGUCCUGCACGGACACAGACCUCAUUGAGAAACUCGCGCUAGCGCUAAGUGUUGUAAUAUUACUCGGCACCUUAUCAGUAUCUGCUUUUUCCUACACCUGCAUCAUCUACACUGUCAUACGCAUCCAGUCUUCAACAAACAGGCGAAAAGCCUUUUCUACUUGCUCUUCUCACCUCUUUCUGGUCACUGUUUUGUACAGCAGCUCCAUCUACAGGUACAUCCGACCAAGUCAGCAGGGUGGGAGAGAUCUUGACAAAGUUGUGUCUUUCCUGUACUGUGUGAUUACUCAGCUGUGCAACCCUUACAUCUACACCCUUAAAAAUGAACAAGUCAAGCGGGCCUUGAAGGAGUGGGUGGCGAGACGUUUUGUAGGCUCUGGUGAUACUGUGAAACCACAAAGCAGUAAGAGCAUAUGA
Molecule: messenger RNA, 966 nt
Organism: Cuculus canorus (common cuckoo)
Lineage: Eukaryota; Metazoa; Chordata; Aves; Cuculiformes; Cuculidae
Product: olfactory receptor 6C4-like
Exons: 1
Coding region: 1-966 (321 amino acids)
Biological process (GO): G protein-coupled receptor signaling pathway
Cellular component (GO): membrane
Molecular function (GO): olfactory receptor activity; G protein-coupled receptor activity
Source: RefSeq, a predicted model, not a curated record